Molecule: messenger RNA, 3997 nt
Organism: Engraulis encrasicolus (European anchovy)
Lineage: Eukaryota; Metazoa; Chordata; Actinopteri; Clupeiformes; Engraulidae
Gene: cdhr2
Product: cadherin related family member 2
Exons: 30
Coding region: 1-3897 (1298 amino acids)
Biological process (GO): homophilic cell-cell adhesion
Cellular component (GO): plasma membrane
Molecular function (GO): calcium ion binding
Source: RefSeq, a predicted model, not a curated record
AUGGCUCAGACUGCCAAAGCUAAUAUGGGACCAAUAAUUGACAAUGAUCCAGUCAUUAGCCUUCGUGAGGACAUUGCAGUAGGCAGCCCGGCAUUUACUAUAAUCGCGACAGACCCUGAGGGGGAUCCAUUGACAUUUGGUAUUAGUGGACCAGGAGCCGUAUAUUUCAACGUCGACGCAACUACAGGAGUUGUAACUGUCAAGUUGUCACUGGACAGAGAGGACCCUGCCUUUGAUGGGAUAUUGCCAAUCACAUUAACAGCUAAAGAUGCGAAUACACUAACACCAAGCUCUUGCACCAUAGUGCUGGAGGAUGCAAACGACAAUGCUCCACGCUUCGUAAAUAUACCAUACAAUGCAGAAAUUCCAGAGAAUGCAGCCUUGGCCACGUCAGUCAUUACUGUGUCAGCAACGGAUCCAGAUUCUGGAGUUGCUGGGGCUGUGACCUACUCAAUUUCAGGGGCCUCACCAUCUGAUGGAACAGCCCUCUUUGAAAUAGGGUCCAGAACUGGCCUCAUCAAGUUGAAAGGAGAGCUGAGCUUCACAGACAAAAGCUCAUUCUACCAGCUAACCAUCCUUGCCCAGGAUGGCGGUGGUCCCCUCGGUGACGUUCCAAAUGUUAUUCAGCAGACUUCAACCUUCGUCUUGAUCACUGUGAAGGACGUACCAAACCUGGACCCACAGUUUAUCAAUCUCCCCAACGUUGUUACGGUGGAGGAAGGCACGCCGGUGGGCACAACUGUGUUUACAGUGAGAGCAAGAGACCCAGACACUGGCAUCUUAUCACCCAUUGAGUACAGCAUUAAAAGUCCAGCGGUGAGUGACCUGUUCGCAAUAAAUAGUGCCAGUGGAAACAUAACCGUCAAAAGCGAGCUGGAUCGGGAGCAGCAUUUGUUGACUGAUGGAGUCAUUACUCUGGAAAUUGAGGCAAAGGAAACCAAACAGGAUGUGUCUGGUGGACAUGCAGUUACAACCAGCAAACUUGAAAUCACUAUUGGCGAUGUAAAUGACGAAAAACCAGAGUUUUAUAACUGUGCCAACCCAGACUCAUGUGAGCUUGCGAACUCGUUCAGUGGGAAUAUUGAUGAGCAUUCAGCUACUGGGCUUCCUGUCUUGGAACUGAAGAUCAGAGUAAUUGACAAGGACAGGGGAAUAAACAGCAGGUUUGACUUGAGCCUAGACGGGCCGGAUAAGGAUGCCUUCUCAGUUGUCCCAACCAGUGCUCAGUCGGAAGUUGACGUCCAGAUUGUCGUGAAGAAUCCUGCCAUAGUCGACUUUGAAGAGAAACAAUCUAUGUCAGUGACGAUCAUAGCUGUGGACAGUGAAGACACGGCAUUCCAAUCUACAGCCAUCGUCACCAUUGCAAUCAAUGAUGUGAACGACAACAGUCCCACAUUUAAAAAUGAGACGUAUAAGCUCGAGGUCCCAGAACACAGUCCAGCUGGAACCAGCAUAGCAACUAUCACAGCCACGGAUCUGGACACAGAAGAUCAGGGGAACAUUGUUUACAAACUGCUUCCAGAGACCAUCCUGACGUACUUCGAUGUUGUUGAAACAACAGGGGAAAUUAAAGUUAAAAAUGGCGAUCUUCUGGACCGGGAGGGUCGUAACCUAUUCUCUGCCACGCUUCAAGCCAGGGAUAUGGCCAACAACAUUGGCUCCGCCAUCCUUGAAAUCACCUUGACGGACAUAAAUGACAACAAACCCAGAAUGGUCAGAGAAAAAUAUAUCGAAUUUGUCAACGAGGGUGAUAUGAAUUUCCAACUCCAAAUACAGGCUUUCGAUGAUGAUGAAGCAAAUACACCAAACAGCGAGAUUGUGUACGCUAUACUUCCAGGCGACUACAGUAACAACUUCACCAUUAACCCAGAGACUGGAGUCUUAAAACUGAACGAACCUUUAAAUAGAGAAGCCAUCGACCCGUCAUUAAAUGGAAUGAUAAAGCUGAAUGUGACUGCUUUCGACAAAGGAACACCGCCUCUUGGAUCUUCGGUCAUGGUUGAAAUCAAUGUUUUGUUUCAGGAUGUAAAUGACAACAAGCCUCACUUCCAAAAAAAGGAAUAUCACUUUGAAGUGAAGGAAGCUGAACAAGGAGCUUUCAUCAACAGUGUGCUGGCCAAGGACGAGGACCAGACAGAGAUGAACAACCGCAUCUCCUUCAGCAUCAAAGGAGGCGGGGACGGCUCCUUCUCGGUCCGCAGCAUUCAGGCUACGCCACGCGACCUGGGUUACUGGGGCAACAUCAGCGUGGACCAGGACACCAUGCUGGACUACGAGACCCGCAAGUCCUACGAGUUCGAGGUGGAAGCCAUGGACCUGGACCGCAAGAGUGACACGGCCAAGGUGUUUCUGAAAGUUCUGGACGUCAACGAUGAGACGCCGACCCUGCCCACAGACAUCAUCCUGAAGGUGAAAGAGAACACCACUCUUGAGGGAGACGGUGUGUUUGGGACGAUUGUCGGCAAGGAUGUCGACACCAAUCAUGAACUGGAGUACAAGCUUGUCAGCACCGAGUGUCCCUGUUUUAAGGAUGGCGUUUGUGAGGAAGACUGGUUCUUGGUGGAGCCCUUGGGGGAAGUAAAGCUGGAUCCAAAGUUUGUCGUUGACUUUGAAGCGUGCCAUGAGGUUAUCUUGCAUGUGGAAGUGACUGACAUUUUAACCGAGGUCGGGAAGAACAGCAGUGAAGGGCAAGUCACGGUCAAAAUUGAAGAUAUAAACGACAACAUCCCUGAGUUCAUUCCCGUACAGCCUCACUUUGUCAUCAUCGCUGAAGACAUUAAGCAAGGCAGCUCAGUGGCUGCUGUGUCGGCAUAUGACCGCGACUCAGGAGAAAACGCUCUCAUGACCUUGAAAGUGCUUGGAGUGACUUUCACUGACCUCUCUAAUCAGACCAAUGACGAGGGUGUCAUUUUCGAGGUUACAAGCCUGUCACAAACGAACAGAAACUGCUCUGCAACAAUCAGCUCUUUGAGGAGCCUGGGUUCCACGCAAGGGCAAUAUUUGGUCAAGGUUGAGGUGACAGAUAAAGGAGGUCUGAAGUCAACAUCUGAAGUCUUGAUUUAUACGGCUGCCAAUGACCUCCGAGUGACUCUACAGUUCAACAUAUCAACGGACAAAUUCAACGAGAACAAGGAUGUCAUCAUAUGGGCACUGGAGCAAGCCACAGGGGCGACUGUUCACAUCAUGUCAGUUAACGCAAAACAGAGGUCAGUUCAGACGAUAGUGAACGCCUACUUCGUCAAACCUGAUGGGUCAGCACUGUCUUACGAUGGAGUCAUGAACGCGGUGAUUGGCAAUGAAAACCCAGAAUAUCGGGAUGUACUCCUAGAACUGGGCCUAAACGCAGUGACGCCUCCUGACCCGGCGCCAGAAGUGGACCGCACUGAGACAUACAUCCUGCUCGCAACCGUGGGAACGCUGAUGAUUCUGCUCAUCGUCAUGACAACCGUGAUGGUGUUCAUGAGACGGAACUACCAGAGGAAGCUCAAGGCAUCCAAGGCUAUGAACUCCGCCACCAUGGAUAUAGAGGACAACCAGAAGUCUGGGCCUGUCGUCCCCGGCACCAACAAGUACACAAUGGAGGGUGCCAACCCAGUGCUCAACAUGAACAUCGAUACAGCCACAGACCUGGGCUUUGAUGAGGACGAUUCCUCUGCAGACAGAUCAAGCAUUAAUUCCCUGGACGACAACGUAGAUAUGACCAUGAGUGACAGAGACAAUAUGCCCAUGAUGGUAAUCGACGAGGAGGAGGAGGAGGAUGGGGACUUGCAGGACCCGAGUUACUAUGAGCCCAUCAUGGAGACGGUGCUGGCGGGGCGGGGCAAGAACAGGAAAGGAGGACGUAACAGCCCCCCGCUAGCCUUCGACAAUCCCUCCAUGAGCACAACUGACCUCUGACCUGGUCACCUGCACUAAUCUGAAAGGGCCCCCUACCCAAACAAUGUAAUGGGGACUCAAUUCUGGGCCCCCUAUUUCCCUGGGCCCGGGACAACAUACC